AUGUCAUCGAACAUACCGACACGCCGUGUAACGCGGGCAACCCGUACCACUACUGUCCUCCGAGACAAGGAAAAUGCUACAGCGCGAAAUUCACGCGCGACUCGCGCGAAGCCACCAUCAACGGCCAACGCUGUUGAAAAUGCGAAGCCGACUGGUAUCGCUCGGGCGACUUCGUCUACGGCUGCCACUAGAGCAAAGUCGGCAGCUGCUUCUACGCGAGCAGAUCCUGCGGCGCAGGGCAAGCGUAAACGUGAAGCAUUGGGUGAGGUCCCUAAGCCGCCAGAGAACAAGCUCGCCAAACCAGUCAAUGUCGGGCCGGGUCUCACCGCUGUCAAAGGAAAGGAGCGCGUCAAGGAACUUAAGGAGAAGUUUGAGGGGGUCGUGCUUAAGAAGACAACGACGACAACGACGACUACAACCACUGUACGUCAGCCCCUGCGAACCGUUGGCGGCCCUACAGCCAAGCCGUCCUCAACAGCUGCAGGAACAACUCGCCGGACGCGUAGUGCUGCUGCACAACCCUCUCAACAGCAUCAGCUGCCCCAUUUGGAGGAAGAGCUGCAGGAAGAUGUUGACGCGAUGGCGGUGGAUCCGGUUCUUAUCGUUCCUGUUCCUUCCCCAAAACGGUUUGUAGCUGCGCGGGAGGCUGCAGCAGCGGGGCCACCUCCGGUCCGUCUGCGAACGCCCAGGCGGUCUUUUGGGAGAUAUCCCGCGAGGCAAGAGGAGGAGGACGAGGAGGCUCAUCGCGCUUUCAAAAAGCGGCGUACAUCAUCCGAUAUUCCGGACGAAGAGGCUGCAGCCGAGGUAGAGGAUGCUGUUGCGUUAGCGGGACCGCUUGAGGCAGAUCCCAAUGGGAACGAAUGGGAUGACUUGGAUGUCGAAGAUGGUGAUGAUCCUCUUAUGGUCAGUGAGUAUGUCGUCGAAAUCUUUGACUAUCUCAAAGAUGUCGAGCAAACGACGAUGCCGAAUCCGCGGUAUAUGGAGAAUCAAAAGGAUCUUGCAUGGAAAAUGCGAGGAAUUCUUACGGACUGGCUGAUCCAAGUGCAUUCGCGGUUUAGGUUGCUCCCAGAAACGCUGUUCCUAUGCGUUAACAUCAUUGACCGCUUCUUGUCUGCACGUGUUGUCUCGCUUGCGAAGUUGCAACUCGUUGGUGUCACCUGCAUGUUUAUCGCUGCCAAGGUUGAGGAAAUGGUUGCCCCAAGCGCGACAAACUUCCUCUACUGCGCCGAUUCGAGCUAUACCGAGAAUGAUAUCCUCCAGGCUGAGCGCUACGUACUCAAAACGAUUGACUGGAACCUCAGCUACCCUAACCCGAUACAUUUUCUGAGACGGGUCAGUAAAGCGGAUGAUUAUAACGUCCAAGUACGAACGAUAGCCAAAUACCUCCUCGAAAUCCAAUGCCUUGAAUGGCGUCUCAUCGCGGCCCCGCCCUCCCUUCUCGCUGCCGCAGCCAUCUGGCUUGCGCGUAUCAUACUUGGCUAUUCAGAUUGGACGCCUAACCUCGCACAUUACUCAUCGUAUCCAGAGAGUGCUAUCGUUCCCACCGCAAAUUUAAUGCUCAACUAUGUUCUCAAGCCUAUCCCCCACGAGUCGUUCUACAAGAAAUAUGCGUCAAAGAAGUACAUGAAGGCGAGUGUAUUCGUACGACAGUGGGCCUUGGAGCGAUGGAACGAGGGCACUACCAUUUCGCUGGUAGAUAUGCUGCCAGAGCUGAAGGCGCUCAUUCAAGAACAGCGUGCUCAGGAAGAGCGAGCGGCGCUGGAGGGAGCAGUGGCGGCAGAUGCGGAGGGAGACGAGUAUCAAACCGAGCACAAGUUUCAGUACGGAUCGUGA
This is a messenger RNA of Fibroporia radiculosa, 1833 nucleotides long. RefSeq lists its product as uncharacterized. The record is from RefSeq and is a predicted model, not a curated record. Gene Ontology annotation, biological process: regulation of cyclin-dependent protein serine/threonine kinase activity; G2/M transition of mitotic cell cycle. The transcript is spliced from 5 exons. The coding region runs from base 1 to 1833 and encodes 610 amino acids. Gene Ontology annotation, molecular function: cyclin-dependent protein serine/threonine kinase regulator activity. Gene Ontology annotation, cellular component: cyclin-dependent protein kinase holoenzyme complex; cytoplasm; nucleus. NCBI's taxonomy places the organism in Eukaryota, Fungi, Basidiomycota, Agaricomycetes, Polyporales, Fibroporiaceae.